AUGCGGUUCAGAAAUAGUAUUCAUUCCAUUCAAUAUGCAAUGUUUUGUUAUAUCGUCUAUAACAAUAUUGCAAAUGUUCAAGCAUUGAUGGGACACAAGAUCAGAGAAGCAAAAGAAAAUGAAUUUCCAUUUAUUGUAGCAAUUAUAAGGCGUAAUCGAGAUGUCAUGCCAUGCAGAGAUAUAAUAUGCACAGCAUCACUGAUCUCGAAUAAAGAUAUUUUAACUGCUGAGCAUUGCAUGCACGAUGAAGUGGCAAAUGGCGUUGGACUAAUCAUUGGAUCGAUUGAUUUAAAUUCCGUUAAGAAAUAUUACGCUGCUUGGUGGAUAUCAUAUGAUCAGUGGGAGGAAGUUAAUUUAGCCUCGAAAUUAAUCUUUGCCGAAAAUGAUAUUUUAUUAUUAAGGGUAAAUUACCACCAGUAG
Ceratosolen solmsi marchali is the source of this 420-nucleotide messenger RNA. RefSeq lists its product as uncharacterized. The record is from RefSeq and is a predicted model, not a curated record. Lineage: Eukaryota; Metazoa; Arthropoda; Insecta; Hymenoptera; Agaonidae. Gene Ontology annotation, biological process: proteolysis. Gene Ontology annotation, molecular function: serine-type endopeptidase activity. The transcript is spliced from 2 exons. Bases 1 to 420 code for a protein of 139 amino acids.